Molecule: messenger RNA, 3087 nt
Organism: Nerophis lumbriciformis (worm pipefish)
Lineage: Eukaryota; Metazoa; Chordata; Actinopteri; Syngnathiformes; Syngnathidae
Source: RefSeq, a predicted model, not a curated record
AUGAUGGCAGCCAAGCUGGACAUUGCCGCAAAUGUGAUUGCUGAAAACUUGGGUCGUAACUGGCGUAGAUUAGGACGACAGCUGGGUCUGACCGAAACUAAACUGGAUUCCGUCUCAACGAGACAUCCGAACGAUUUGGACGAGACUGCCAGAGAGCUGCUGAAGGAAUGGCGCAAGAAUCGUGGAUCCGAAGUGCGGGUCAAAGGGCACAUCGCUUUCACCGGACAUCCGGACAUGCCUGGACACAGGUGCGGGUCAAAGGGCAACAUCGGUCUCUGCUCUUUUAAUGUACUUCUCCCACCAUGCUUUUCAGAGCAUCCUGCCCAUUUGCCAAUCUCUCUGGUCCUCCGCCCUGACCAGAGUGAACAACUGCACCCUGUCGUGAAGAGCAACAUGACCCAGGAGGGGCAGGCUUUGUCGUCACACACCCCGUCAGAGAACACAGUAGAACCUAUCUCAACUACCACUGACCUGCCUGCAGAGGCUCUGAAUCGGGGAGGGCAAAACAACCCUAGAGCAAAGGUGAAGAAGGACAAAGAAGAAGCGACACAGUGUAAUGCUGACGGUGAGGCAGACAUAAAGAGAGAGGGAGGAGAAGGUGAUUUAGAAGAGAGUGCUGAUGUUCAUGAUCAACAGACAGACAGAGGGGAGGAGGAGUGGGUUGCGGCAAACGGGGAUAAAUGCAGGAAGGAUGAGUUGAGCUCAACAAGGGAGGAUGAAACACAUGCUGCAGAUGAGAUGAAAGAAGACCAAGAGGGUGGAAAUAAUGAAGAGAUGCAACCGCACACAGAGGAUGAAGCAACUCGGCCCCAGCAAGCCGGACGAUUAACAAACGGCAUAAACGGUACUCAAGACGAUCAUGAAGUUGCUGAAACAGACUACGAAGGAGAUGAAGUCGGGUGUAAUAUUCACUUGGACACUUUUAGCUCUGACUUUGAAACCACUGUGGAACAGGCUGACACAGAAGUAGAGGAAGAGGAGGAGGAAGAUGUGCCAAAAGAAGGAAGUGGUAGGAGAAACCAGGACAGUUUCAGUUCAGCGUUUGAACAGAUAGUCGAGCAGGUGCGCGACGAAGACGAGGACGAACAGGAGAGGGGUUUGGAAGAAGAGAGACAGAAAGUUCAGGUGGACAACAAGGAUGGAUUCAGCUCCACAUUUGAGCGCAUUGUGGAGUCUGCCCUGCUGAGAGGCGGGACCUGUUACAGUAGUUUGGACUCCCUGGAUGUGCUGUCGCUCACUGAUGAGACUGACAGCUGCGUCAGCUUUGAAGCGCCACUGACACCGCUGAUCCAACAGAGGGCUCUCUUACAGGGCCCUGAGCCGCUGGAGCUGGAGCUGGCAACAGUUGAAGAGCAGGAUGUGGCUGAAGCUGGACCAGCCAGUGAUCCUGAUGAUGGGGAUGAUGGCGGGGGUGGAGCUGGGGCUGGGGCAGGUGUAGAAGGAAGCCCACUGAGGACCACCAUACCAGGAAGCAGGUCGGAGUUUGUUCUCAGUCAACCUGGACGCUGGGCCAUCCCCAAUGGAUACCAUAGUGACUCCCACGAAGCCCUGGAGGGAUGUGGAGCCAUGCACAACUCCCUCAGUGAUGCCAACCUCACACAUGUCCUGUCUGACUCAGAAGAGUGUGAAUUGGGCAGUCUGGAGCAUUUGGAGCGUGGAAGCACCGACACUUUGGCCAAUGGCUGCCGAGCUGACUACGAUGCUGCCAAAAGGCUCGCCAAGCGCCUUUAUCACCUUGAGGGCUUCAAGCGCUGCGAUGUGGCGAGACAUCUGGGCAAAAAUAAUGACUUCAGUCAAUUGGUGGCGUCAGAGUACCUGAGUUUCUUCGACUUCUCUGGCUUGUCACUGGAUCGGGCCCUAAGGAACUUUUUAAAAGCCUUUCCAUUGAUGGGGGAGACACAGGAAAGAGAGCGAAUCCUUGUACACUUCUCCAAACGCUUCUGCCACUGCAAUCUACAAACCCUCACCUCUGAAGAUGGAGCCCACACAUUAACCUGCGCUCUCAUGCUGCUUAACACAGAUCUACACGGACAUAACAUUGGAAAAAAGAUGUCCUGCCAACAGUUUAUCAGUAAUCUAGAUGGCCUUAACAAUGGCAGUGAUUUUCCCAAGGACCUAUUGAAGGUCUUGUAUAACUCCAUCAAGAAUGAGAAGCUGGAGUGGGCUGUUGAAGAAGAAGAGCUACGGAAGAGCUUGUCGGAGCUUGUGGAGGAGCAGUGUGAGGGCGGGAGUAAACGUGUUGCCAGGGUAACGGACAGCAAUAACCCUUUCAUCGCCAUCCCCAUCCUCCUCAAUGCUGUAACCUACAAACAUGGAGUGCUGACUCGCAAAAGCCAUGCUGACAUGGAUGGUAAACGGACCCCUCGGGGUCGCCGUGGUUGGAAGAAGUUCUACGCGGUUCUGAAGGGAAUGAUAUUAUAUCUACAAAAGGAUGAGUAUAAGCCAGAUGCUGAUAUUUCAGAGGUGGAUCUUAAAAAUGCUGUGCGAAUCCAUCACGCUUUAGCCACUCGGGCUACCGAUUACAGCAAGAAAGCCAACGUACUCAAGCUCAAAACCUCCGAUUGGAGAGUUUUUCUACUGCAAGCUCCGAGUGAAGAGGAGAUGAUGUCGUGGAUCUUUCGAAUAAAUCUGGUGGCAGCACUGUUCUCCGCUCCAGCUUUUCCUGCCGCCAUUGGUUCCAUGAAAAAAUUUUGCCGACCCAUCCUUCCGUCAUCAUCAACGAGACUCAAGCAGGAUGAGCAGCUGCUGAGUCACGAGAGCAAGCUGAAGCAGAUGAGCCUGGAGCUGGAAGAGCACCGGAAAAACCCGCCCUCGUCUGACCCCAAAAGCCGCGAGUGGGAGGAGUAUCGGCUCAAAGAGCACUACCUCAUAUAUGAGAAAACCCGCUAUGAGACAUACAUCAGCCUCCUUGGGGCCAAAAUCCGCACUGAGACAGAUGAUCUGGAGAAGAUCGAGGCCAGCGUUUUGGCUGGACUGAUGAUGGAGGGCGUCCUUGCUGGCCAUCUCCGCAAGACACAGUCCUCGCCGUCCAUCAGCCAGGCUCACAGUGGCUUGAACGGGAGGGGCGCCGUGGAACAGACGAGCUGA